Racocetra persica is the source of this 243-nucleotide messenger RNA. Lineage: Eukaryota; Fungi; Glomeromycota; Glomeromycetes; Diversisporales; Gigasporaceae. The record is from the annotation of a GenBank genome assembly.
GGGGAGAAGAUUGCCCCACAUGUUUUUAAAUUAGCCAACCUGCAAACUUUACAAAAAUAUUUACAAAAAGAGAAGAUUAAAUAUGAAACUUAUCAAGAAAUUGCUGAAAAUGAAACUGAAUUCACCCACGAAGACCAAGAACUAGAAAAAGCUUACAAGCAAAUCAGCCAAGACCAAGAAAGAAAAAAACUAACUAAACCCGCUCAAAAAGCCGCUUUAAGAGAUUUACAAAAGAGAUUAUAA